AAUACACAUAUAAAAGUAGCAUAAAGUAAUUUAAUUUGUGUGGGAGGAAGGGAUAGGUUCACUUAAGCACAUAAUGGAGUGCCACAAUCAAUCUCAAAAGUUCACAUGUCCUACUCUUCUCCAAAGUGAGAACCAGGUUCCCAAGGUGCGAACUCCACAGACCUACAACCCAAGCCUCUAUAUAAAUGGAACUCAAACUUGGCUCCCACUCAGAUUCAUCUUUGUGCAUCUACAUCCAAGGGAGAGAUCUUUCCCUUUGUGUAAGAAGGUCCUAGGGACACCUCGGGAAGCUCUUCAGAAGAACCCCUCUUCUCCUCAGGUACACCAAGCUUGACAACGUGGUAAGAAUCUUUUAGAAUUAAAAUGGAAGAUUUAAACUUACAGAAGACAUUUGACCUGAUGGAGAAUUCUGUUCUCUGCCAUGUGGCAACAGAUAAACAAGAGAAGGAGGAAAUCAAAAUACUUCAGCCUUCAGUGGUUCCUGAGAGCUUCCAGGGAGAAGUUACAGAAGAUGAUGCUCAGUCCACAGAUCUCUUCAUUAAAAGACAACCAGAUCCUCUCAGUGGCAGUCAAUCAACUGAGAGAGAGGCCAGUGAUGGGGUAAGAAAGAGGAAGCAGGAACAUCCUGAUGAAGAGAAAGGACAGCAGAAGAGGUGGCGAGUCAGCAAACCUCUGAUGGAGACUCUAUGGGCACAGUUCAAAAGCAGGAGGCCUCUUGAACUCAGGGAUCGUAUCAGACUUUCAUUUGAGUUCUCAUUGGUUGACAAACAGAUCUCUAAAUGGUUAAAAAAAAAGGAGAAGCAGUAUAAAAAAUUUAGUAAGAAAAGGAGGCAUUGCUGUAAACACAGACACCCUCGAUCCUGAAGAGCAUUGAAGAUCAUGCACAUUUUAUCAUCUGCCUCAAGAGAAUUCCCUGAAGAUACAGAAGGAAUUUUAAUGCUCUAUUUGGAACCUCCUAGGUGACCAAUUAUAGGAUACUGAGCAGGCCCUGGUUUUGCAUUGCUUUGAUGAUACAUUUCUUUUUUUAAAAAGAAAGUUAUUUUUUUAUUGUCCAGCCUUAAGAAAAUGAUGGAAGAGAUGUCAGUAAUGAAAAUGAAGCUUAAAACUAUUUGUGAAUACAUUUUUAGGGGAGGAGACUUGGUUUUUAAACAUUUACCAACACAACACUUAGGGAGCAUCCAUUAUAUGCCAAAGCAACUCAUUUCACUU
Molecule: messenger RNA, 1209 nt
Organism: Dromiciops gliroides (monito del monte)
Lineage: Eukaryota; Metazoa; Chordata; Mammalia; Microbiotheria; Microbiotheriidae
Gene: NANOGNB
Product: NANOG neighbor homeobox
Exons: 5
Coding region: 364-864 (166 amino acids)
Molecular function (GO): DNA binding
Source: RefSeq, a predicted model, not a curated record